Castor canadensis (American beaver) is the source of this 1113-nucleotide messenger RNA. RefSeq names its product mesoderm posterior bHLH transcription factor 2 (gene Mesp2). Lineage: Eukaryota; Metazoa; Chordata; Mammalia; Rodentia; Castoridae. The record is from RefSeq and is a predicted model, not a curated record. Gene Ontology annotation, molecular function: DNA-binding transcription factor activity, RNA polymerase II-specific; RNA polymerase II cis-regulatory region sequence-specific DNA binding; protein dimerization activity. Gene Ontology annotation, biological process: regulation of transcription by RNA polymerase II; mesoderm formation; heart morphogenesis. Gene Ontology annotation, cellular component: nucleus.
AUGGCGCAAUCGCCACCUCCUCCUCCUUUUCCUCCGCAGAGCCUCCUGGGCCUCGACCACUGGAUCUGCUCGCGGGGCUGGGGCUGGACGGGUCACUCGGACUCCACCUCCCCAGCCUCUUCCUCUUCGGACUCCUCCGGCAGCUCGUGUCCCUGCGACAGCACGGUCCGCGGCUCCUCGCAGCCGCCGCCGCCGCCCGCCGCCCGCGUCCCGACGGCGCCCCGACGCCCGCGCCGCGUUCCCGCCGACGGCCCGCGGCAGAGCGCCAGCGAGCGCGAGAAACUGCGCAUGCGCACGCUCGCCCGCGCCCUGCACGAGCUGCGCCGCUUCCUGCCGCCCGCCGUGGCGCCCGCCGGCCAGCGCCUCACCAAGAUCGAGACGCUGCGCCUGGCCAUCCGCUACAUCGGCCACCUGUCGGCCGUGCUGGGCCUCAGCGACGACGGUCUGCAGCGCCGCCGGCGACGUGCGGACGCCGCGUCCCCUCGGGGCUGCUGCUGCCCGCUCUGCCCCGACGGCGGCCCUGGUGGUGGCCCUGGUAGUGGCGGUCCCAGCCUGGGCUCGGCCAUCUGCCACGGGGCCACCUGGGAGUCCCCACCCACCCGACCCGGACCCCAGGAUUUGGGGAGCAGUGUGUCCAAUGCAGAUCCUUGGAUAACACCCCCUUACUGCCCCAAGAUACUGUCGCCCCAGCAUCAGUCCCUAGGGAGAGCCCCCGAUGCGGCGUCUCCAUGGACGGUGUCACCCCAAGUCUGUCCCCAGACGCAGACCUCCCCUGGGCCUGGGAACCGCGCUGCACCCUGGACUCCGCCCCCCGCGCCCCCAGAGCUGACUGAGGUGUACCAGGGUGUCUCCGUGUCUCCAGAAUCCUGUCUGCCACUGGGAAGCCCACCUCUCCUGUCCCGGCCAUCAUGCCAGAGACUCCAGCCUCAGCCCGAGAGGGGGUGCUGGGGCCACAGUGCACAGAUGCUCCCCAGUUCUGAGGACCAGGGUCCUGGCCCCACCUUCCCACUCCACACAGUGAGCCCUAGUCCCAGCUCAGGCCUGCAGCUCAGUGGCUCCCCCGAGCUUUGGCAAGAGGAUCUGGAGGAGACACACCGGAGCGUCUUCUACUAG